ACAGGGUGGCUCUCAGAUACAAAUGGUGUUUACUCUUCACUGAUCUCUCUUUUUACAACAUAGACGUGCUGACAAGAUUGAAGAGUUUGUCUGAAUAAACAUCUGAGCGAACUGUUGAAGAAGUGCGGUGGCCGGUGUCACGUCGUUGUUAAUAAAUAGGCCUACUGAAGGAAUAAGGAAGAACACAACUACAGAAGCAACCAGUUCCAGGUGGCUGAGCAGCUCAACACAAUAGACGAGACAGCGAUGGAAAACAAAGGAAGCAAUACCGUCUCUAGAAACAUGUGGAUCAAGUUAACAGGCCCUGCAGCACAAUCCCUUGCAAAAGCUUUCUUAGGGCAAGCUCUCCUACUUCUGCAGGAAAACAAGGGAGCGAAAAGAGGAGCAGAAGAAGAAGACGCCACGAUAAUGGUAACACCUCUGGGACAAGAGGCUGAAAACGAAGUUUUGGAAGUCACUGGAAGAGGAGGAACAACAGCAAGAGUUACAACAGUGUCAGUGUCACCAACAAGGACUGACGUCGCCAGAACAGCCCAAGCUGAGAAAAGCAUCAAAGUGCUAAAAGUAUACAGGAUCGUCCUGCUGGGCAACACUGGAGCUGGGAAAAGCAGCCUAGCAAACACCAUAUUUGGAGAGGACUUGUUCAAGAGAGAGAAUCCCCCCUUCUGUGGAACAAGCGAAUGCCGAGCAGAGUCCAAAUCUGUUCAUGGAAGAAGAAUUACUUUGAUCGACACUCCCGGUUUCUUUGACACACACAGACCUGAGGAGGACAUGAAGCGUCAGAUAGUGAGCUGGAUCACAGAGUGCACUCCUGGGCCUCAUGCUUUUUUCAUUGUGCUUCAAGUGGCUAACUCGGAGCAGGACAGGCUUGUCACUAAAAUUAUUGAACAUUUUCCAGAGGAAGCUUUCAAAUAUGCUGUAGUUGUCUUCACACAUGGCGACCAGCUCCUUGAAGGAAUGAAAAUUGAGGAGUUUGUCAGUAAGAAUAAGAAUCUGAGCGAUCUGGUGAAGAAGUGUGGUGGCCGGUGCCACGUUAUUGACAAUGUAGUCUGGAAGAACAACCAACAGGAUGGAUACAGGAACAACAACAUCCAGGUGGCAGAGCUGCUCAACACAACAGACAAGAUAGUGAUGGAAAACAAAGGAAGCUGCUACACCAAUAAGAUGCUACAAGCAGUGAAGAGAGAAAUAAAGGAAGGGGGCAACACAACAUCAGUGGGAAACAUGGCAAAAGGAUACACUAGCAAUAAGUUUAGUGUAUCGAAGAAUGUGUGGAUUAAAUUAACAGGCCCUGCAGCAAAAUCAUUGGCGGAGGCUUUGUGUGGACCAGCUGCCGUAGUUCUGCAGGAAACUGAAGGAGCAGCAAAAAGAGCAGCAGAAGAAAAAAAAGUAGAGGAGGAAGAAGCAGUUGCAACAGGAACAGCAUCAGAAAAAGGAGACAUAGUAACAGAAACGGACAAAGAAGCAAAAGAAAAAGCAACAAGAAUAGAAAAAGAAGCAGAAAGAGGAGAACGGGGGGCAGGAGGUGGCGGAUUUAUGAAGUUUAUAUGUAGUCUACUAGCAGCAGCAUAUGCAGGUUUAUUAUUAGCAGUACCAGGUGUAGGUGCACUACUAGCAGCACUAGGAGGUGGAGUAGGAGUAGCAGGUGGUGUAGGUACAGUAGUAGUAGCAGCAGUAGUUGCAGCAGGCACAGCAGUUGUAACAACAUUAAUCACAACUGGGAGCUUAAUAACAGGAGCCGUAUUAUGGAUACGAAAUAAAAUAUAUCAAUUCAGAGAUUUUUUACUACGACAUAUUAGAGUCACAUUGCUGGUGAUUGCCUUCUACUCAUUGCUACUAUUAUCAUUUUUUCUGAAAGUACCAAUCGUAGGGACCCUGUUCUUAUGGUUACUUCUGUUACUAUCAUUUUUGUUAAUAGUGGUAUUAUUCCUGCUAUUAUAGAAGUAUGUAAUGUAUGCUUCUCCUUUACGGAUGUUGUGAUGAUCUACCACAGGUAGACAGAGUGUAGAAAUUAUAGUUCAGCAUAAGAUUUAACCAAUUCAUUGUUGU
Molecule: messenger RNA, 2049 nt
Organism: Micropterus dolomieu (smallmouth bass)
Lineage: Eukaryota; Metazoa; Chordata; Actinopteri; Centrarchiformes; Centrarchidae
Product: immune-associated nucleotide-binding protein 9-like
Exons: 4
Coding region: 247-1941 (564 amino acids)
Molecular function (GO): GTP binding
Source: RefSeq, a predicted model, not a curated record